AUGGCAUGGAGAGGACAACUUUCUAAGAAUCUGAAAGAGCUUAGGAUUCUUCUAUGUCAAUCUUCUCCUUCAAGUUCAACUACUAGAACAUUUAUAGAGAAGAAUUACAAGGAUCUCAAAACCCUUAACCCAAAACUCCCAAUCCUCAUCCGUGAAUGCAAUGGAAUCGAGCCUCAGUUAUGGGCUAGAUAUGAUUUUGGUGUUGAGAGGGGAGUUCGGUUGGAAGGUUUAGGUGAGGCACAGAUCUUGAAGGCCCUAGAAGAGCUUGGGAAAGUGGGUGCAUCACUUAAAGGUUGA
This is a messenger RNA of Dovyalis caffra, 297 nucleotides long. The record is from the annotation of a GenBank genome assembly. NCBI's taxonomy places the organism in Eukaryota, Viridiplantae, Streptophyta, Magnoliopsida, Malpighiales, Salicaceae.